AGACGGCAAGGUGUGUCUUUCGGGCGACGCUGCCAGCGUGACGUAUAAUCUAGUGGACGGUUUUUUAGAAACAGCUCGUCAACCACCUCGGUAGUUUGCUAGCCAACAUCGCCGAAAUAUUCAAGCUAUUUAUACGUUUUCGGUGUAUAUUAGCUACUGUUUUUUAGGCACACUUCUGUCGUAUCUACUUGUUAACCUAUUUAAUUUAAUAUUACGUUAUAUUUUAUUAGUCAUCUAUAGUAGCUGGCUGGUUUAGUUAGCACUAGCCUAGUCGCUAUUGAUAGCUAGCUAACAUCCCCGACCAUGAGCUCCCUAAACUACUCCCCUCCUGUUAAGGAAGAGGGGAAAUGCUGGUCGGAGAAAGAGGGUCUUUGGCUGAACAUUGUCGUGAAAGAGGAGGAGGAAGAGGAGGGUGUCACAGUAAAACAAGUAGAGGGUGAGGCUGUUACAGUGGAAGAAGAAGAGAAAUACGUUUCAGUGAAAGAAGAGGAAGAUGCUGUUUUUGGAGUGAAGAAGGAUGGGGAGAUUACUGUCACAUUGAAAGAUGAAGAGGUCGAGAUAGGAGAUCUGAUUCACCCCAGAGAGAGACAGGACUAUCGUGGAUCCUCUGGGGAGCCUCAACAACCUCAUGAUGCCGAUAAGGUGGAGAAGAGUCUCUCUAGAUCAGAACACCUCAAGAAACACCUGCAGAGACCCACAGGGAGGAGAAUUCACUGCUGCUCUGACUGUGGGAAGAGAUUCACCUCCUCAUCAGGCAUUAAAAUUCAUCAGAGAACACACACAGGAGAGAAAUCUUAUAGCUGUGGUCAAUGUGGGAAGAGUUUUAGACAAUCUGGAAGUCUGACAGUGCACCAGAGAAUACACACAGGAGAGAAACCUUAUAGUUGUGAUCAAUGUGGGAAGAGUUUUACUACAUCUGGCUCUCUGACUCUACACAAGAGAACACACACAGGAGAGAGACCUUAUAGCUGUGGUCAAUGUGGGAAGAGUUUUGUUAAAUCUAGCAAGUUAACUCAACACCAGAGAACACACACAGGAGAGAAACCUUAUAGCUGUGAUCAAUGUGGGAAGAGUUUUACAACAUCUGGCUAUCUGACUCUACAUCAGAGAAUACACACAGGAGAGAAACCGUAUAUAUGUGAUCAAUGUGGGAAGAGUUUUGUUCGAUCUGACCAGCUGACAUUACACCAGAGAACACACACAGGAGAGAAACCUUACAGCUGUGGUCAAUGUGGGAAGAGUUUUGUUACAUCUAGCUCUCUGACAUUACACCAGAGAACACACACAGGAGAGAAAUCUUGUCGCUGUGAUCAAUGUGGGAAAAGUUUUGUUACAUCUAGCUCUCUGACAUUACACCAGAGAACACACACAGGAGAGAAAUCUUAUAGCUGUGAUCAAUGUGGGAAGAAUUUUACUACAUCUGGCUAUCUGACUCUACAUCAGAGAAUACACACAGGAGAGAAACCCUAUAUCUGUGAUCAAUGUGGGAAGAGUUUUGUUACAUCCAGCUGUCUGACAUUACACCAGAGAACACACACAGGAGAGAAACCUUAUAGCUGUGGUCAAUGUGGAAAGAGCUUUAGUAAUUCUGGUGAUCUGACAGUGCACCAGAGAAUACACACAGGAGAGAAACCUUAUUGCUGUGAUCAAUGUGGGAAGAGAUGUACUACAUCUGGCUCUCUGACUCUACACAAGAGAACACACACAGGAGAGAAACCUUAUAGCUGUGGUCAAUGUGGGAAGAGUUUUGUUUCAUCUAGCAAGCUGACUCAACACCAGAGAACACACACAGGAGAGAAACCAUAUAGCUGUGAUCAAUGUGGGAAGAGUUUUGGUCAAUCUGGCAGUCUGACUCAACACCAGAGAACACACACAUGAGAGAAAUCUUAUAGCUGUGAUCAAUGUGGGAAGAGUUUUGGUCAGUCUAAGAGAACACACAUAGUAGAGAAACCUCUUAGCUGUGACCAGAAAUAAUCUGAUAAAAGAUCUCUGAUCAAAUAUCAGAAAAUACUUACAUGGAGUUGUUUCAUGAUAUCAAUGAAUUAAUGUCACAAUGUAGAAUGUUUUAACAUUGCAGUAGGAGUAUUUUAAUGUCACAAUGUAGAACCCAAAACGCUAUUUCACCAGGAGAGUGAAAUCCAGCUGGCCUUUGAUGUGGAGAACAGCCAUGCCCUC
Molecule: messenger RNA, 2175 nt
Organism: Oncorhynchus keta (chum salmon)
Lineage: Eukaryota; Metazoa; Chordata; Actinopteri; Salmoniformes; Salmonidae
Product: zinc finger protein ZFP2-like
Exons: 2
Coding region: 304-1878 (524 amino acids)
Biological process (GO): regulation of transcription by RNA polymerase II
Cellular component (GO): transcription regulator complex; PcG protein complex
Molecular function (GO): DNA-binding transcription factor activity, RNA polymerase II-specific; RNA polymerase II cis-regulatory region sequence-specific DNA binding
Source: RefSeq, a predicted model, not a curated record